UCCAUUCCGUCUAUAUGGUGCGUCCUCCUGCACUUCAUUUUGAAGAGCAGAGCAGCGGUGCACCCUCUUGUAGCAGAAUGGCAAUGAAAUUGGCUUAUUGGGAUAUACGCGGGCUUGCUCAACCAAUCCGUCUGCUGUUGGAAUACACCGGUACUAAAUAUGAGGAAAAGUUCUAUACAUGCGGUGAAGCUCCCAACUAUGACAAAAGCUGUUGGUUUAAUGAGAAAAGCAAACUUGGGAUGGACUUUCCAAAUUUGCCCUAUCUAGAGGAUGGAGACCGAAAGAUAGUCCAGAGCAAUGCCAUAAUGAGAUACAUCGCUCGCAAACACAACCUCUGUGGGGAAACUGAGGAAGAACAAAUGAGAGUUGACAUUUUGGAAAAUCAGGCGAUGGACUUCCGCAAUGGAUUUGUCCAGCUCUGCUACUUGGACUUUGACAAAAACAAAUCCAGUUAUUGUGAGAAACUAACAGGAACUCUAAAGCAGUUCUCUGACUUCCUUGGGGACAGAAAGUGGUUUGCUGGGGACAAGAUCACAUUUGUGGAUUUCAUUAUGUAUGAGUUGUUGGAUCAGCAUCGCAUGUUUGAGCCGGCAUGCCUGGAUGACUACAAAAACCUUCGAUGUUUCCUGGAUCACUUUGAGAGUCUUGAGAAGAUUGCAGAAUACAUGAAGUCAAACAGGUUCAUGAAAACACCUGUGAACAACAAGAUGGCCAAAUGGGGAAACAAGAAGGAGUGAAACCAACAACUGUUUUAAAACAUUUCAAUAGACCAGCAAUUAGUUAAAUGUACACCCCAGUGAUAGUUGACAGUAGUGUAGAUCAAAAAAGCAUAACCAAACAGUCUGAAUUCUCAGUUGUUGUCUAGAAAUAAUGAAAUUAAAAAAGCUCUUCUGUUUAUGUUGUAUGUGUUCAGGUGAGUGUUGCACUUUGAUUUUUCACAUUGAUUCCAUGAAAAGAAAAGCAUUUCCGUGUGUUAGGCUUCACUGUUUAGAUUGUGGUUCUACAUUGUCUAAAUUGUAAGCAAAGCAUUAAAUGCACCUUCUUAUUUUGACCCAAUAAAGAGCACAGAAUUGUUCCA
Messenger RNA from Danio aesculapii, 1078 nucleotides. RefSeq names its product glutathione S-transferase Mu 4-like. Lineage: Eukaryota; Metazoa; Chordata; Actinopteri; Cypriniformes; Danionidae. The record is from RefSeq and is a predicted model, not a curated record. Gene Ontology annotation, molecular function: glutathione transferase activity. Gene Ontology annotation, biological process: glutathione metabolic process. The coding region runs from base 15 to 737 and encodes 240 amino acids. The transcript has 8 exons.